Messenger RNA from Telopea speciosissima, 1441 nucleotides. RefSeq names its product cell division cycle 20.2, cofactor of APC complex-like. The record is from RefSeq and is a predicted model, not a curated record. The coding region runs from base 53 to 1417 and encodes 454 amino acids. Lineage: Eukaryota; Viridiplantae; Streptophyta; Magnoliopsida; Proteales; Proteaceae. The transcript has 8 exons. Gene Ontology annotation, biological process: anaphase-promoting complex-dependent catabolic process; positive regulation of ubiquitin protein ligase activity; positive regulation of anaphase-promoting complex-dependent catabolic process. Gene Ontology annotation, molecular function: protein binding; ubiquitin ligase activator activity; anaphase-promoting complex binding. Gene Ontology annotation, cellular component: anaphase-promoting complex.
AGUUAAUCAGUCUGAUCGGUGCCUGCCGAUCGAUCAAAGACUGACACACAACAUGUGGAGAUUAGAAUGGGAUGGGUAUUCUCCAAAGCGACUCCUGAGUAAUCCUGUCGAUUACUACUUCCCGGGAGAUCGGUUCAUUCCCAAUAGAAGUUUAAUGGAUAUUGGUCAUGCUCAAAGCUUAUUGACAAGCAGGACAAAGGAAGGCAGCGACCCAAAGCCUGGAUCAUCAGUGGAAUUAGAUUACAAUAAUGAGUACAAGAGGAAAGUAGAGGAAAUUCUGAAUUUGGAUUCUGAAGGAAGACCGUUCAGGAUGCUGGUUUUCAGGGGGAGCCCUAAAACUACCAGAAGAUACUCUCGUCUUAUUGAAGUGAUGGAGCAAGACAGGGUGGAGAUAACAAACAAUUUUAAGCGAUCUUGGUUGCCCAAGUCGGAGGAAAAGAUUUUGCAUGCUCCACUGCUUAAGGCAAACUACUACCUGAAUAUCCUGGAUUGGGGGAAAAACAAUGUUCUCGCUGUUGCCUUGGGCUCAGAAGUAUACCUUUGGAAUGCCAACAAUGGCCUUAUCAAUAAACUGAAGCAAACAAUUCCUGAAGACCAUUAUCCUACAAGUGUGGCAUGGUCUGAGGACACAAAAACAAUGGCCAUUGGACUCAGCAAUUCUGGGCUUCAGCUCUGGGAUGCUGAAACAUUGCAAAUGAUACGUUCCCUAGAUGGUCAUCGCAGCAGCCGGGUGGGAAGCCUUUCUUGGAACAGAAACUGUCUAGCAUCAGGAGGCCAUGAUAGAUCCAUCAUCAGCCAUGAUGUGAGAGCGAGUACCAGUUCAACUUCUUGUUUGCGUGUGCAUACUGCAGAAGUGUGUGGUCUAAAAUGGUCAAGGGAAAGCAAUCUUUUGGCAAGUGGUGGCAAUGACAAUAUCGUUUAUAUAUGGGAUGCUUCUAGCAUGAAAUCAUCCAAAUUCUUGCAUAAGUUCAGUGACCAUCAUGCAGCUGUUAAAUCCCUUGCUUGGUGCCCAUAUCAGUUUAAGAUACUAGCCUCUGGUGGUGGUUUACAAGAUCGGUGCAUUAAGCUAUGGAAUUUACAGUCUGGGAAGUGCAUUAAUAGUAGAGAUACCUCAGCACAGGUUUGUGGCUUGGAGUGGAACAGGCAUCGUAAGGAGAUCUUGAGCGGGCAUGGGUACAGUCUAACUCAUCAGGAAAGCAAUCUAUGCCUAUGGAAAUACCCAUCAUUGUCAAAAGUGGGAGAGCUAAAGAACCAAAUAUCUGAAGUCCUCUACCUCUCCCAGAAUCCAGAUGGAUCAACAGUGGUUUCAGCUGGGAUAGACGAGACACUUCGCUUUUGGAAAGUCUUUGGACCACCAAAGACCAACAGUUUGGAUUUCGAUAGUUUACUAUCUCUAGAGAGACUCCAUAUAAGAUGAAUGAAUUUGAUUUGCUUGUCUGAG